Molecule: messenger RNA, 402 nt
Organism: Cooperia oncophora
Lineage: Eukaryota; Metazoa; Nematoda; Chromadorea; Rhabditida; Trichostrongylidae
Source: the annotation of a GenBank genome assembly
AUGUCAUCCUCUGGUAUUAUGGACUCGUCAACCAUGAAUAACGAUGCCCGUUCUGGCGAGCUGUUUUCGUUUUUCGAUAAUGCAAUGGAUUAUUUUACGGUAACUCGUGAAGAAGCGUUCGAGAAGCUCUUAUCAAGAGCUAACCAAUUGCCUCGUAAAUUUGAAAAGUCAAAGAUAUGUUGCGAGCAGCUCAAGCAACGGUAUCUGACAAAGCUGAGAUCUGUUGAACAACGUUUGGAGCAGAUGAAUUCACUCAAGAGAGAAUUGACAAGCGAAUGCGAAGAGCUGCAACAGAGAGAAAGUUGUCUUGGGAGUGAGAUAGCCGACUACCAAGUUAAACGUGAAGGUUUUUUUUUGAAUAUUUACUUAUUAUCUUUCUCAUCAGUUUGGAUGUGUUGGUGA